Molecule: messenger RNA, 2450 nt
Organism: Daphnia carinata
Lineage: Eukaryota; Metazoa; Arthropoda; Branchiopoda; Diplostraca; Daphniidae
Gene: DppIII
Product: dipeptidyl peptidase 3-like
Exons: 13
Coding region: 27-2372 (781 amino acids)
Biological process (GO): proteolysis
Cellular component (GO): cytoplasm
Molecular function (GO): metalloexopeptidase activity; dipeptidyl-peptidase activity
Source: RefSeq, a predicted model, not a curated record
UUGUUUUUACUAAAAACUUGUACGUCAUGUUUAAUAUUUCGAGGAAUGUGCUUCGGAUUCGCCCCUUGUCUGGUCGAUUGAUACCUGAAUGUAAGGGGCGUAAAUUCAAUUCCCGCGGAACUUUUGAGCUUUCCAACUUACUUAUGAAAAAUCACUCUGGUUCCUUUGGCGGAUUUUCUCAACAAGCCAGGCAGUUCUCUAUUAAGAUGUCUGAAGUAGCUGUUAAGGAUUUCAUUCUUCCAAAUGAGCAGCCUGUGGUUCCCCUUGAAUGUGGUACUGCUUUUACAAAUUUAAGUGCUAAAGAGAAAGCUUAUGCGCACCAUUUGAGCAAGGCUUCAUGGUACGGUGGAUUGGUAGUUUUGAUUCAGACAUCCAUUGAAGCUGGUUCCAUGUUCUCUAUUCUUCAUCAAGUCUUUGAGAAUGAUAUCAUUGAUGAUCUCAAGAAACAAGCCUUGGAAGUUAAUGGAUUGUCAGAAGAUGAGUUCCAGGCUAUUCUUGUAUUCACCUGUGGUGUGUAUGCAAACAUGGGAAAUUACAAAAGCUUUGGAGAUUCAAAAAUAAUUCCAAAUCUUGCUGCCGAUAAGCUUGAGAAAUUUUUACUUGCCACAAAAGCUUUCCAGAAGAAUACAGAUUUGAUCAAGGUGUGGAACCGUAUCAAAGAUUUGGUCUAUGAUUUGAGCCCCAAGAAGUGCCAUCUUGGCCUUGGUGAUAAAGGAACUACAACAUACUUCUCGUCUAAUUGCACAAGUGAAGAUGCCGAUAUUGUUAGCCGCUAUUUCAAGUCAAUCCAAAUGGAAGGUUAUAAUAACCGCGUAGUUAAAACCGAAGCAAAUGGUGUAACAAAAUACGAGAUCCGUUUGGCCUCCGUUGAAACUGGAUCUAUGGACGGUAUUACACGCGAGCCAGAAACAUUCGAAGGUUAUCAGUUCUGCGUGACACGCGGAGAUUAUUCUCCACUAUUGAAACUAGUUGUUGAAGAGCUAGAAAAAGCUAAGAGCUAUGCUUCGAACGACGUUGAAGUUGCUAUGCUAACGGAAUACAUCAAGUCGUUUACCACGGGUUCACUGACUGAUCAUAAAAAUGGAUCGCGUCAUUGGGUUCAAAACAAAGGACCAGUAAUUGAAACAUACAUCGGUUUUAUUGAAACUUACCGUGAUCCGGCGGGUAUGCGUGGUGAAUUUGAAGGUUUUGUUGCAGUUGUCAACAAAGUAAUGUCUGCCAAGUUCGGAACGUUAGUGGCUGGUGCCGAGAACUUCUUGCCACUACUUCCAUGGCCGUCGACGUUGGAGACCGACAAAUAUCUGAAACCAGAUUUCACAUCUCUGGAUGUACUUACUUUUAGUGGCAGUGGCAUUCCAGCUGGGAUUAACAUUCCAAACUACGGUGAAAUUCGCCAGGACGAAGGGUUCAAAAAUGUUUCAUUGGGUAACGUGAUUCCUGCCUCUUACAAAGAUCCCAAUAUUUUCUUCAUUUCGGAGGAAGAUAAGAAGUUGCUGAUCAGCCACAACACCGAAUCGUUUGAGCUGCAAGUAGGUUUGCACGAAUUAUUGGGUCACGGUAGUGGUAAGCUAUUUCGUCAAAACCCUGACGGUACCUACAACUUCGACAUGGAGAGCGUUAAAGCAUCGUUGGGCGAUGAGAAGUUGUCUUGGUAUGAAGAGGGAGAAACAUACGAUUCUAAGUUUUCCACCAUUUCGUCAUCGUAUGAAGAAUGCCGCGCAGAAUGUGUCGGUCUCUAUUUGUCUCUCAACGAAGACGUCCUCAAGAUUUUUGGUCACGAAGGUGAUAAGGCACAAGAUAUUAUUUACGUGAACUGGCUUAGUCUACUGUUGAAUGGGUCAACAAGAGCCAUGGAAUUUUACAAUCCCAAAACACAAUCAUGGAUGCAGGCUCAUUCCCAAGCGCGAUACGUUAUCCUCCAAGUACUUUUGGAAGCAGGCCAGGGUUUGGUAAAAGUUGCCAAAGUAAUCGGAAGUGACGGCAGAGAUGAUUUCUUGCUUUCGCUCGACAGGACAAAAAUCGGCACCGUUGGAAAAGAAGCCAUUGGCAAUUUCCUGCGAAAACUACAAAUUUAUAAGUCGACUGGCAAUUUGGAAGCUGCUCGAGCUAUGUAUGCCAAAUACUCAGAAGUAUCUUCAACGGGUCCUUAUCCAUUUGCUGAGUGGAGAUCGCUUAUCCUCGAAAAGAAGCAACCCAGGAAGAUUUUCGUUCAGUCUAACACUUGUCUGGAAGGAGAGGCUGUUCGGCUAUUGGAAUAUAGUGCAAAUGUUUCAGGAAUGAUCCAGUCCUGGAAUGAACGUUUCGAAACUAGUUCCGUUGUUCAUCAAGCACUCGAAGAAUUGUGGCAUAAAGAUGAACCAUUCUUUUCUUAAUUUUACCUUUUGUUUGUUUCUUUACAAGUUUACGAUACAAUGAUAUUGAACUACAUCCGUCACAUUAGAAUGGUAAAA